GUAAGCAAGUUGUAACUAUAAAAAUUAAUCGCAGUAACACAAAACUACUUUAGCCGCUCUCAUCUAAAUAUGAAGUUCUACUAGUUUUAGGGUUUAUUUUAAUUUUUUAUCCAACGAAAAAUAUUAUGGAUUUAAAAUAUAUUAUAUUAUUUGUUACAUAUUUUUCUAGGACAUCAUCAGAAAAACCAGUAAAAAUACUUGGCUUAAAUGAAGGUGAUACAUGUAAAAAAGGCGAUGUAUUGAAUUCAGAUCACUUAUGUAAGCGUGUUGAAAACUGUGAGUCCCUAAAAUUAAUGACCGCAGAUAAAAUAUAUCCUGAUUUAUGUUCGUAUAAUGGACAUGAAUCAGAUCCAAUAAUUUGCUGUCCACCUGCAACUGUUCAAAAAAUACAAGUUUUAAAUGACUUGACGGAUAAAAGACUACGCAUUGUUAACGAAAAGUGCCUUCAGUAUUCCGGGUUGAUGAAAAAGUUAAAAAAAGAGAAAACUAGUUUGACAGAGUUAAUGGAGUCUAAAGUUAGGAGCCUGAGAAAGAGAGACACUCACCCUUUCUCGGUCAACUGUGAAGAGGAUUUAAAAUCUUCAGUAACGAAUAUUGUCGAAGAAAAAUACCAAAAUUUUACUAACAAAUUACAAUUCAAGGAAGUUAUUUCAUAUAAUAUUCCAUUGGCUAAACCAAAGGAAUACCCACACAUGGCGAUAAUUGGUUUCGGGGAAAAGCCGGAAGAUGGUAUGUGGGGUUGUGGAGGUUCGCUGAUAAGCGAAAGAUGGAUUUUAACAACCGCGCAUUGUCAAAGAAUGAGUGCUCGAAAUACGGCGCGUUGGGCACGAUUAGGAGAUUUAAACAUAAUCUCAACAACAGACGACGCUCGACCGAAAGACUAUCGAAUUGUGCGGCACGUCAUACAUCCGUGUUAUAAACCACCUUCGAUGUAUGAUGACAUAGCUCUGUUCCAGUUAGAAAAAAACGUCGAGUUCUCCGAUUACGUAAUGCCGAUCUGUCUUAAUUCAGAUUCAUUUUUAGAACCACAAAUGCAAGUAGCUACUAGUUGGGGAAAAUCUUCUUUGGAUGCUUAUACGAUUAGCGACAAUUUGUUAAAAGUAGAACUGAAUAUCAUUCCCGGGAGUAUCUGCAACGGUACUUAUGCCUCAUUUUUAUCUGCCAGUCAUAAGCUAAAAUACGGCAUAUUAAACGACAGAAUGAUCUGUGCGAGCCCUUUGAGAGGCACUACCGACGUUUGUGGAGGAGAUUCUGGAGGUCCGCUGCAAUAUAAACACAACGGUUCAAGCUUGCAUACUCAAUACGGAAUAAUAUCAUUCGGAAGAUUAUGUAGUGAAGAUACACCGGUAGUGUACUGUAGAGUAUCAAAAUAUAUUUCAUGGAUUGAAAAUAUCGUCUGGCCUUAGAUCGAAGUUGAACAAAAUAAAAUAAAUCAUGAUUCGCGUAAUUGGAUUAUUAAAACGUAAAGAAUUAUUAUGUUUGAGAUAAAUGUUAAUUUUUGAAGGUAGGUGUGAAUAUUUGUUUCUGACUAUGUUUUUUUUACAUUAAUUAACCGUUAAAACAUAUUUAUUGACAAAUCUAUUUUGUAUAAAUCUAAAAUAAAAUUAUACUUCGAUGAUCCACUGUGCAUGCUCACUCCCAUUUAUAAAAAAUAAUAAUAUUUUAUUAUUCAUGCACUAAUUAGAAUCAUAUUUUUUGAAAUUGUAUAAUACAUUAAAUAAAAACAUCUUGUGAUACAAAUCCUUUUUUCCUGUAAAUUGAUAAGUAAUUUGUUAACUGUUUUGAAUCUCAAACUAAAUUUGAAUGCGGGGGAAGUGAUGAUUUUAAAAUUAUAGUAAUUAAAUAAUACUAUCA
Molecule: messenger RNA, 1854 nt
Organism: Myzus persicae (green peach aphid)
Lineage: Eukaryota; Metazoa; Arthropoda; Insecta; Hemiptera; Aphididae
Product: serine protease persephone-like
Exons: 8
Coding region: 126-1406 (426 amino acids)
Biological process (GO): proteolysis
Molecular function (GO): serine-type endopeptidase activity
Source: RefSeq, a predicted model, not a curated record